Molecule: messenger RNA, 1719 nt
Organism: Chara braunii
Lineage: Eukaryota; Viridiplantae; Streptophyta; Charophyceae; Charales; Characeae
Source: the annotation of a GenBank genome assembly
GUGCAGCGCCUGAGUCGACCUGUGGAGUCGACCUGUGCCAACAAAUAGCGCAUGGUAGUUAAUGACUACCUCCAGGACGUUGAGUGCCCGUUCCCGUACGCGGGAGGGGAAUUGAGGCAUCGUGUCUCAUUCUUGGUGAGCGAUGAUCUCCCCAUGGACAUCUUGUUAGGUAUGUACUACCUCUCGGUUGCACAACCCCAGUUUGACUGGGACCGAAAAGUGGUCAAACACACUUUGCCAGGUGGAGGGACCGCCAAAUUGCACAAGUUCAAAGCUAGUAGUGUGAUCGAGUCCCAUGGACGCAUGUGUGCGGCCGCGUUCUAUAAUUAUUACAAGCAAAAUCAGGAGGAGGGUAUGUAUCUAGUUUAUGUCUCUGCUGCAGGCGAGCCGGUGAAAAUGCCGCCGAAGAUAGAGGGAGUAGUUGCUAAGUACCCUGUUGUAUUUGAAGAGUCAGCAGGGGUUGUUGAGAGGGAGGUCGUCCACGCGAUAGAGAUUAUCCCAAGGUCUAGCAUCCCGAAGGGUAGGAUCUAUCGGAUGUCUCCAGGAGAGCUCGAUGAGCUUCGCCGACAGCUCAAGGAACUCAUAGAGAAGGGUUGGAUCCGGCCGAGUGUCUCUCCUUAUGGAUCUCAAGUACUAUUCGUACCUAAGAAGAAGGAGGGUACUUCUAGGAUGUGCAUUGACUAUAGGGGCCUCAAUGCCAUCACUGUAAAGAACAGAGAGCCCCUACAACGCAUCGACGAUUUGUUAGAUAGAGUGCAAGGGUGUCGGUACUUCAGUAAGAUAGAUCUGAAGUCCGGGUACCAUCAGAUUCCAAUCCGGCCCGAGGAUCAACACAAAACUGCUUUCCAGACCAGGUACGGUCUGUACGAGUUUGUGGUGAUGCCUUUCGGCCUUUGCAAUGCUCCUGGCACCUUUCAGCACGCUAUGAAUCGGAUAUUCCAUGACUACUUGGAUAAGUUUGUCAUCGUGUACCUCAAUGACAUACUUUUAUUUAGUAGGACUGUCGAGGAGCACGUUGCACAUUUGGACAAAGUCCUUAGCCUCCUGCGACAGCACAAGUUCAAGAUCAACGGUGAGAAAUGCGAGUUUGGCCGCACCCGUGUCUUGUACUUGGGUCAUGAGAUAUCCGCGGAAGGGUUGAAGCCCGAUGACGCGAAGGUGGCCUGCAUUCGUGAUUGGCCAUGUCCUCAGUCUGUGAUUGAGAUGAGAUCAUUCUUAGGGAUGACCGGCUACUACCGCAACUUCGUGGAGAACUAUAGCAUAGUUGCCGCCCCUUUGACUGAUCUGACCCGCCUUGACACCUCAUGGGAGUGGACUGAGAGACGCGAGGCUGCUUUUAGACAUCUGAAGCAUGCGUUGACGCAUUACGAAGUCUUAAAACUUCCUGAUCCUGACAAGCCCUUUAUAGUGACUACGGAUGCUAGCCAAUAUGGCAUAGGCGUGGUGCUUGCACAACAGGAGGGGAAAAAGUUGAGGCCCGUAGAGUACAUGUCCAAAAAGAUGCCCUCUCAGAAGUUGGCAAAGUCCACCUAUGAGAAGGAGCUGUAUGCGGUGUACAAGGCUCUAACCCAUUGGAGACACUAUCUCCUUGGGAGGUUCUUCAUCCUCAAGACUGAUCAUCAGACCCUCAGAUGGAUGAGAACUCAGCCGGUACUCUCUGACGCUCUUAAGCGUUGGAUCGAAGUCAUAGAGUAGUAUUACUUCGAGCCCCAGUACAUC